AUGACCCAUCAAUCCCCGAUCUACGUGUCUUCUAACGGGUCUUCUGGUGUCGGGCCUAUGGCGGACGAGCUUGAGAUUUCCAUGCUUCUUACUCCUCAUGGCCACACCUUCUAUUCCGAUGAUGUCUUUUCUCAGGACGAAUUUGAUUCUUUGGAAGCCGUGGUUUUAAACCGCUUUGUCCACUACUGUAAGACGAAUCAACCAAAGGAUUAUAAUGACCACGACGCUAGAGUUCAUACCUAUAUCCGGAUUCGUGAGGCUUUCUAUCAAGCUAAUAACCAUAAAUUAGAGAAAUCUGUUCCAAAUGGGAUGCCUCAUAGUCAUCACUUUAAUACUCCAAAAAAAUUUGACAUGACUGGCGGCAUAUUUUCUAGCCAACGGCGUUCCGUCCAGUUCUUCCAACGCGUAGGAUCCUCCAGGAUUUUGGUCCACAAUCCGGUAAGGCCCGUUCCAUUUAUUUUCGAAUAA
Puccinia graminis f. sp. tritici CRL 75-36-700-3 is the source of this 468-nucleotide messenger RNA. RefSeq lists its product as uncharacterized. Bases 1 to 468 code for a protein of 155 amino acids. The record is from RefSeq and is a predicted model, not a curated record. NCBI's taxonomy places the organism in Eukaryota, Fungi, Basidiomycota, Pucciniomycetes, Pucciniales, Pucciniaceae. The transcript is spliced from 3 exons.